AUGAGCUCUACUACUACCAAUGAGAAUGAAAUUUGGCCUCCCGCAAACUUUACAGAGUGGCCCUCGACACGGAUUGGUGCUUUGAUCAUCGAUGGGAUUAUCUUGCUGUUGGCCAUCAUUCCGGUGACUCGCCGUGUCAUCUUUUUGAAUGCGUGGGACUGCUGCUGCUGUUGCCCCGCAGUAAUCAAAGCCGUGGUGUUGGGAGGUUUGAUUGGAAUGUUUCUGCAUUUUAUCCCCUGCAUCUGGUGGACUUGUGAUUGGGGAGAAUACGAUGGUCAGGCGGUUCGAGGCGGUAUUUGGUUUAUUGGAGGACCCAUUAUUGCCGCAUUUAUACUCUGCUAUGAAUGCAACCGAAGCAAGGGAGAUGAGGGGGGUGACAACAAUGGGCCGGCAGAUAUCGCAUAA
This is a messenger RNA of Seminavis robusta, 405 nucleotides long. Lineage: Eukaryota; Bacillariophyta; Bacillariophyceae; Naviculales; Naviculaceae. The record is from the annotation of a GenBank genome assembly.